Molecule: messenger RNA, 384 nt
Organism: Mycena citricolor
Lineage: Eukaryota; Fungi; Basidiomycota; Agaricomycetes; Agaricales; Mycenaceae
Source: the annotation of a GenBank genome assembly
GCGGAGACCCCCGCAGAGCCGGUCAUCAUGAAGGACGAUGAGGGUAAAGAGGAAGACGUGUCGGCUUCCGUCGAACAGGCCGUGGUGUGUAGCAUUGGAGCCUACGUUUGUUUGAUAUUGAAAAUUGAAUUCCAGGAAGCGGAUGCUCCUGUUCCCGAAGUCGCAUCUACCGUGAGUUGCCUUCCUCCAAGAUCCUUCCCGUGUCCUUGCACUGACGCUCCCAUAGCCCGAAGAAAGCGCCCCUGAGCCUGUGAGUUCUCUACGCUAACCUUCGAAUUCCCUGCUGUAACAUUAUUGAGGCUGCCGAACCACCAAAAGAGGAGGAAGAGGCCAAGUAGGCAACUAGACCAGAGUAUAUACUGUGUGAAAUCAGCGAUAUAUUCU